Messenger RNA from Fusarium odoratissimum NRRL 54006, 973 nucleotides. RefSeq lists its product as uncharacterized. Bases 159 to 911 code for a protein of 250 amino acids. NCBI's taxonomy places the organism in Eukaryota, Fungi, Ascomycota, Sordariomycetes, Hypocreales, Nectriaceae. The record is from RefSeq and is a predicted model, not a curated record. Gene Ontology annotation, molecular function: S-adenosylmethionine-dependent methyltransferase activity; O-methyltransferase activity. The transcript has a single exon.
CACCGAAUCAGAGCUUCUCUAGCCUGCAUAGGGCGCGUUUGACAAUUGCUGCUGUAUAUACUUAGUGUCUUGUUCAAUCCUACUUUCUCGCCACCUCUUAAUCUCAACCCACCGAAAUACGAUCUUCUCUCCAAAUCGAACCCUGGACAUUAGUACACAUGAUGUCAGCCCCAAGAUUCACGCCGGUUGGACCACAGGUCUAUGAAUCUACUUACGAAAGAGAUUCGAGACAUGUCGAGGUUGACAAUUACGUCAAUUCCCACCUAUUGAAGAAUGCCGAAAGCUCGUACAUCCCAGCAUUGGAUAGAAUCUAUCGCGAUUCCAUUGCCGCCGGUCUUCCUGAUAUUUCCUGUUCCCCAGCACAGGCCAAGUUCCUCAAGCUGCAAAUCGAGCUUUGCAAUGCCACCAAUAUUCUCGAAGUCGGUACAUUAGGCGGUUACAGCGCCGCGUGGAUGGCCCUGGCUGGACCAACAGUCAAGGUCACAACGAUCGAGAUAGACAAGGAAUAUGCUGCCGUGGCAUCGAAUAAUCUUUCAGGGGCAGGCCUGAAGGACCAAGUUGAGAUUCUUCAAGGUACUGGGCUCGAUAUUCUUCCACAAUUGGUCUUACAAGUGGAAUCGGGUGCACGGCCUCCAUUCGACUUUGUCUUCAUCGACGCCAAUAAGCAGGAUAAUCUCGCAUACUUCAAUCUGGCAGUCUCCAUGACAAAGCCUAAUACGGCUAUCAUUGUCGAUAACGUUGUUCGGAACGGCAAGGUUGCUUCUGCCAAGGAAGCUGAGAAGGAUGAUCGGGUCUUGGGCACCCGACAACUCAUAGAAGCAAUCGGGAAGGACGAUCGAGUUGACGCAACGGUGAUUCAAACUGUCGGCGAGAAGAACUAUGAUGGCUUUCUGCUCGCCAUAAAAAAAUAAGAUAAAGAGUAGCAGUAUAGCUAGCCCCUUAAUAAUAAAUGAUUGAGUCAAGAGAUCAGGCA